GUUGUUCUGACUUGGUUUUACUUUAAUUUCAGGCAAGAGGAAACACGCAGUUUCCGGGGUCUCACCCAGUUUCUCUUAACAGGGACAAUUUGCAACUGUUAAGGCAGCGUUAUUAUUAUGCCACAUGGAAAGCCGAUGGAACACGAUAUAUGAUGCUAAUAACAAUAGAUGGAUGUUACUUGGUUGAUAGGAGUUUUAAUUUUCGGCGGGUCCAGAUGAGGUUUCCUUGCAGAAACACAAAUGAGGCUUUAGCUGAUAAGACUCAUCACUUUACAUUACUUGAUGGGGAGAUGAUAAUUGAUACUUUGCCGGACUCACAGAAGCAAGAGAGAAGAUACCUAAUCUAUGAUAUGAUGGCAAUUAAUUCCGUGUCUAUCAUAGAGCGGCCUUUCUAUGAACGUUGGAAGAUGCUUGAGAAGGAAGUGAUUGAACCCCGGAAUUAUGAGCGCCACAAUAUUUACCAAUGUAGGAUUCCUUAUUAUAGAUACGACCUUGAACCAUUCAGGGUGAGGAGGAAAGACUUUUGGUUACUCUCUACUGUUACCAAGCUUUUAAAGGAAUUCAUUCCAAGGCUUUCACAUGAUGCAGAUGGUCUUAUUUUUCAGGGUUGGGAUGAUCCUUAUACUCCUCGCACACAUGAAGGCCUCUUGAAAUGGAAAUAUCCUGAGAUGAAUUCAGUGGACUUUCUAUUUGAGAUAGAUGACGAUGAUCGUCAGCAACUUAUUCUGUUUGAACGGGGGAAGAGGAAACUGAUGGAAGGGAAUAAUAGGGUUGUAUUCAGAGAUGGUCCAGACCCCGCUUCAUAUUCCGGAAAAAUUAUUGAGUGUUCGUGGGAUUCCGAAGAAGAGGUAUGGGCCUGCAUGCGGAUCAGAACAGAUAAAUCAACUCCGAAUGAUUGGAAUACUUACAGAAAGGUGAUGCGGAGCAUAAAAGACAAUAUCACAGAGGACGUAUUGUUGAAUGAGAUUUAUGAGAUCAUACGCCUGCCCAUGUAUGCUGAUAGGAUACGGAACGAUAGCAAAGCCCAUCAGCAUUCAAAUACAGCGCGACGUAGGUGAUGAUUGGAGGGAUGAGCGAAUUGAUGUCCUUAAUACCUUCGAGGUCUUCUAGUAAUAGGAGAAACAGAUACUGAAGUCUCUCUUUGACGCUUGCCUGCACGAGUCAUUGCAAGUUCAAUUUACUGGAGUUUGGCUAUGUAUUCAGCAUCGUCAGAUAUUGUGUAAUUAGCUACCCUCCACUAUAAUCUUGUAACCUGUGCUGUGCCGGUGAGUUGUAUGAUCCAGGCUGAAUGAUUUCUCUCAGUUAGUUGUCCAGAUCAAGAGAGUUAGUUAGGAUUAGGGUCGCCAUGUAUAUUAAUUCUUUUCUUUGUCCUGUUAUAUGUAGUGAUUGCCAAGUUUUCUACAAGGUAGCAAUUUUUCAGAACCAAGGGUCUUUUAUUUUUGUGGAGAAAAAGGAAGAAAUCGAUAUUUGUGAAUAUCACUUUGGGGCACCUGUACUGUAAUGAAUGCCCCUUUCUCCUCACUGAUGUCAUUUUUUAAGCUGACUUAUCAUUUAGCACCAUUUUCUCAUA
Corylus avellana is the source of this 1570-nucleotide messenger RNA. Lineage: Eukaryota; Viridiplantae; Streptophyta; Magnoliopsida; Fagales; Betulaceae. The record is from RefSeq and is a predicted model, not a curated record.